AUUGAUAGCGAUCGCAAGUCUGUUAUCAGGUGCGGGGCAAGCCGUUUUUUUCGCGUUCUGCUUUUCCAUUUUAUGGUUAGUCAGUCAAUAAGCGACAUCCGUGAAAAGUGGGUCGCCGGCGUCUCCGGUGUGUGUUGGGUUGGUCCACGCAGCGAUGGCUCCACCAAUUUGUGACAUUUCGUUCGACAACUCUCAUGGGGUGUUCUUUGCGGGUCAGACCCUCACCGGUCAGGUGGAGAUCACACUGCCGAAGGCGAAGAAAGUGAAGAGUGUCUUUUUGAAAAUUACCGGCCAAAGCAGCGUACGGUGGUCGGAGAGCGUCGGUACGGGGACCAGUGUGCAUUACACUGCUCGAGAAGAGUACGUUAGCCACCUGGAGAAGUUUGUGGAAGGGGAGGGUAAAGAGGAAGUGGAACUGGUGGAGGGAACACAUAAGUACAAGUUCUCAUACAAGUUACCAAAGGAUUGUCCCACGUCGUUUGAAGGCGAUUUCGGUUACAUACGGUAUACUGUGCGGAUUGUGUUCGAACGGCCAUGGAAGUACGAUCUAACAUACAAGAUAGCAUUUACGGUGGUAAACCAGUUGGAUUUGAAUAAGAUUUCGCCACCUUUGAACGUUGCCACCGUGCAGGAGAACCUGAAGCAGUUUAGCUGUGGACCAUGCAGAUCGGCCCCUAUGAUUAUGACGGUUUGCAUUCCAAUGACCGGCUAUGUUCCGGGACAACUGAUCUCGGUUGUGGUCGAUAUUAUGAACAAAAGUAAGAAGGACAUAAGUGAGGUUAAGAUAAAACUUCGCCGACAGGUCAAAUAUUUCAGCCAAUCAUCGAGCGGGAGAAGCAAAAGUGUGCUUUCUACUCUAGUCAAGUUUCAAUGCAGUGGCGUAGAUCGCAACAAAUCGGCUGGAUACGAGCGGCGACUCUUGAUUCCUCCGGAGCCUCCAUCUCGCUCGACCAGCAUAAUUCAAAUCGAAUACUUAAUAGAAGUCGUUGCAAAAAUACCGGGACUUUAUGGAAGCCCUCGGGUGAAGAUUCCAAUCGUGAUCGGUACGGUCCCGCUGGUCAAUCUUGACAAAUCUCAAACACAAUCCUCUGUGGUCGAUGGGCGGGUGUCCGGUUCCGGGUCAAGUAACAACCUUUCAACCCAGUUCCUAUCCAGCAGCAUUCAAUCGUUGAAAAUGCCCCAUAGCUUUGAGGAAUCGACAACCCGGGCGGCGGUUAAUAUCCAAGAGGACGACGAACACCAAACGCUGGGAGCGAAACCUUUCACCCCGCGCUAUCCGGUCUAUAGGUUCGAUGGCAACGAUGCGGCUCGUACUCGAACCAGUUGAUAGUGUUUAGAAAACGAUGAAGCCCUGCCUAAUGGAACGGUGACGCAGUGUGCUGUCACUUGACUGGACUUGAGUAAAACAGCAAUAAUGUAUAUUGUACUACAGGCGGGGUGUGUAGACUCUUAUCGGCAAACUGUUUGGCAAUGAAAUAUUGUCACCAGAGCAUGUAAUUUCGAAAUUGAAAGACAGAUUAAGGCAGGUCGAUAGAAAAGUGCUACACCCCUUCAGAAGUAAAAGACUUAUCGGUAAGCUAAUAUAUAAAUAUGAUUACGAUUUUACGGUCAUCUCACCCUACAGUUUCGCCUCGCGUCGCAGCUUUAUGUUCAUUAAGUACUUUUAUAGUUAUUUACUGCGAAGUUUCUAGACAAUGCAUCUAUUUUUU
Molecule: messenger RNA, 1709 nt
Organism: Armigeres subalbatus
Lineage: Eukaryota; Metazoa; Arthropoda; Insecta; Diptera; Culicidae
Product: arrestin domain-containing protein 17-like
Exons: 2
Coding region: 155-1327 (390 amino acids)
Biological process (GO): protein transport
Cellular component (GO): cytoplasm
Source: RefSeq, a predicted model, not a curated record